AUGAAAUCUGAAAGAGCUGAGGCUGUCAUAUCCUCCGGAUCGGCAUAUCACAACUGCUUAGGCAUUGAGCAGCUGGACAAGUUGUUGAACCAGGUUGACGGCUCGACACGAGAUGUGGGAGCUUUGGAGUCUUUGAAGAAGGCACUUCGCAGCAAGGGUGGAGCACGGAACCAGGCGCGAGCAGUGGGCAGUUUACUCUUUAGCACUGCGAUGAACAUGUUUGACGACAUAUUGGGAAACCAUGUUGGCGCCCGAGGGAUUUCGAGAGUGCUCGAGGAAGGUCGCGAUUCCAGCCUGGACCAAGCCAGCGUCGAUUGGGUCUUGGACGAGGUGUUCGACCCUCCGAAGCAGUUCAUCAGCUCACAAUCCUUCCCCCCUGAAGCCACGGCAGCUAUACGAAGCGGACCUAGACCGGACAGCGAGCUGCUCGGGUCAAUUGCCUGUGGUGCCGUUGUCUUGGCCACCGGCACUUGUGGGAAUUACAUCCAGUGCAAUGUCGCCGAGACAUUGGGGAGAGGCAGGACGGGGUUGGGUUUCGUUCUUCGGCAACUUGAUGGGCUUCCCCUCUUCUCACCUGCUCCACCGACUCAACAGACGUUGGACGAAUCUUUUGAUCCGGUGAAGAUUUUCGUUUGCGCACCGUCCUUUCCGAAGACCUCGUCGGCUGCAGUGCGGGCCGCGCCGACACCAGACAGCGAGUUAGUCACUACGCUGCCGUUCGGGUCGGAAGUGCAGGCCACAGCCAGGGCUGGAUCAUACCUGCAAAUCCGGCUGGCAGAUUCUGCUGCAGCCGAGGGCGGGUCACGCUUGGCGUGGGUGCCACGUCUGCUUGGCGAUCUCGUGCUGUUCGUGGAACAAGAAAAGGUGAAGCCAACAGAUGCUGAACGAAGUCCUGCAAGCUUGUCCACCGAAGCAGCAAUCUGCGAGCAGACCACCCAGAUCAGUCGAUUUCAACAGUGGUGGGCAGAUGGUCAUGGGGAUGCAGCAGCUGCAGCCCAUUCCAUAUUGUCGCUGGUUGACCGGUCGGUGCUGCAGGACGUGGUGUCGGCUGGUGCGAACUAUCACAGUUGUCUCAGCGCAGACCGGCUAGAUGGUUUGCAAAGGAUGGUGGACAAGUCCCGGAGACCUGGCUUGGAAGCUUUACGGCGGGCUUUGCUGACCAAGGGCGGAGCCAAAAGUCAGGCCCGCGCAGUGGGCACCGUCCUUUUCAAGGAAGCCCUUACCAUUUUCAACAGUCCGAAGCACGACGCGGGGAAUCAGCCGACGGAAGGCAUGGGAGAUCUGCCCGGCGCUGAAGUGGACAAGACUCCCAUUGAUGACAAUCAUCGUGAAAUCAUGUUAGACGAGAUCUACAAUCCUCCCAAGCGGUUUGUGUGUUCGGACGCCUUUCCGAAGGAUGCCACCGUGGCAGUGCGAGCUGUCCCUGACAUGGAAGGAGAGCUUUUGACAAGUUUGCCGAGUGGCGCAGAACUUUUGGCAACUGGAUCCCGCAAUUCCUAUCUACAGUUCAGAUUGGAAGACGCCGCAGCACAGAGCGGGUUGCGCUUGGCGUGGGUGCCACGUCUGCUUGGCGAUCUCGUGCUGUUCGUGGAACAAGAAGAGGUGAAGCCAACAGAUGCUGAACGAAGUCCUGCAAGCUUGUCCACCGAAGCAGCAAUCUGCGAGCAGACCACCCAGAUCAGUCGAUUUCAACAGUGGUGGGCAGAUGGUCAUGGGGAUGCAGCAGCUGCAGCCCAUUCCAUAUUGUCGCUGGUUGACCGGUCGGUGCUGCAGGACGUGGUGUCGGCUGGUGCAAACUAUCACAGUUGUCUCAGCGCAGACCGGCUAGAUGGUUUGCAAAGGAUGGUGGACAAGUCCCGGAGACCUGGCUUGGAAGCUUUACGGCGGGCUUUGCUGACCAAGGGCGGAGCCAAAAGCCAGGCCCGCGCAGUGGGCACCGUCCUUUUCAAGGAAGCCCUUACCAUUUUCAACAGUCCGAAGCACGACGCGGGGAAUCAGCCGACGGAAGGCAUGGGAGAUCUGCCCGGCGCUGAAGUGGACAAGACUGCCAUUGAUGACCAUCAUCGUGAAAUCAUGUUAGACGAGAUCUACAAUCCUCCCAAGCGGUUUGUGUGUUCGGACGCCUUUCCGAAGGAUGCCACCGUGGCAGUGCGAGCUGCACCGACACAACAAAGCGAGUUUUUGACCUGCCUGCCCUUCGGAGCGGAGAUCAUUGCAAGCGGCCGUUGUGGGCAAUUCCUGCGCUUUCAGCUGCAGGAGGACAGUGAGUGUCGAGAUGCUUACGUCCCCCUCGUCAUCCAGGGCCUCCAGCUCUUUGUGCCCCAAAUCUGUGGCGCCUCCGUCGCGCCGACAGAAGGCAGCCGUGUGGCGGACCUGGAGCGGCGAGUGGCCGUGCAAGAGCAGGUGAUCCAAGGAUUGCAGGCCGAGCUCUGCAGCCUCCGGGCACACAUGAGUGCUCGGAGCUCAGGCAAGCAGCAGUAG
This is a messenger RNA of Symbiodinium sp. CCMP2456, 2481 nucleotides long. The record is from the annotation of a GenBank genome assembly. NCBI's taxonomy places the organism in Eukaryota, Dinophyceae, Suessiales, Symbiodiniaceae.